GAAUAUAACCGGGGAGGUGGCUGGUUAGUGCUGAGUCAACAGUGCAACUAAAUUGAGAAAGCAUAGAAGGAGAACAAAGGAAGAUUCUGUUGCUGUUGCCCCUUUUCUUCCUUUCUCAAUUUUCACAUUCUAUUCUAUUCUGCACUCUGCACUCACUCACUCACUCAGUCAUGUUUCAAUCGCCCACUCCCACUGGCAUCAACAAGCAUUCUCUUCAUACAAAUCCACUAUCCAUCCAAGGAGCUUCUUCAGCACUGGUGCCAGUGGAUUUGAAUGAAGGCACUGUUGAUGCAAAGGAAAGUGUGCAAAAUGGAGAAAUGCUACAAGUGCAAUCCAUCUUCCGACACUCCCAGAAACUGGAAGAUGAUCUACGUAUGUUAGGGACAAAAAUUAAGCAGCAUGAGAACAACCUAUAUCAUUUAAACUCUGAAAAAAACAAAUUAGAUGACUCCAUUCUUCACUUGCAAGUUACUAUUGGGAAAUCAGAGUCUUCAAGUAAGGCCACAAUUGGUGAUAUGGACAAUCCCAACCCUACAAAUGAUGAGGAAGUAAAUAAACAGAUAUUGCAGCAUGAAAAAUCUGCUGCUGGUAUUUUGUGCCAGCUUAAGAUUCGUCAUGGAGCUCAGGCUUCUCAUCUUACAUUGACAAAGGAUGUUGUGGGUAUUGUUGCUACUCUGGGCAAAGUUGAGGAUGACAAUCUUAGCAGACUUUUCUCGGAGUAUCUAGGAGUGGAGACUAUGCUGGCAAUUGUUUGCAAAACUUAUGAAGGGGUUAAAGCUCUUGAAAUGUAUGAUAUGGAAGGCUGCAUAAAUAAAAGUUGUGGUCUUCAUGGGCUAGGUGCUUCUAUUGGAAGGGCUUUGGAUGGUCGAUUUCUAGUGAUAUGUCUUGAAUAUCUGAGGCCUUAUGCUGGUAAUUACGUGGUUAAUGAUGCACAACGGAAGUUGGAUUUUUUAAUCCCAAGAUUGCCCAAUGGGGAGCUUCCAUCUGGAUUUCUUGGUUUUGCAGUGAAUAUGAUUAAUUUAGAUAGCUCAAACCUAUUUUGUGUAACUCCCAGCGGUUAUGGCCUCAGAGAAACUCUGUUUUAUAAUCUCUUUUCUCGUCUACAAGUAUAUAAGACAAGGGCUGAAAUGAUACAAGCACUUCCUUGCAUAAGUGAAGGAGCUCUUUCUUUAGAUGGAGGAAUGGUUAGGAGUUGUGGUGUAUUUUCUUUGGGCAAUAGGGAAGAUGUUGAUGUGAGAUUCCCCAGACCAGAAAGAUCAAUGAGACUUGAUAACCACCACAUUGAAAUUGAGAGACAAUUGAAGGAUGUCAAAUGGAAGAAAGAAAAGAUUAUGGAGGAAUUAAAAAGGGAACAAAUAUUGUUGGACACGACGAGGUUCAAUUACAAUAAAAAGAAGGCUGAUUAUCUUAAGUUUUUGGCACAAAGUUCAUCAGAUGCAACUCAGUUUCUGGAGGAUCGAAGGCCCCCCCUAUCCCCCUUCUUUCUUUCUUCUUCGCUGGGGAAUCUGUGGAUUGUUUAAUUGAUGUCUGAAUAAUUUCAAGUGGGCAAAAAUAUUUUCAAGAAAAAUUAGAUCGAAUAACAUCGAUUUGAUAAAAAUGGAUGAGUUUAAUAUACCAAAACGAGAGGACAAGGUUACAAAAGUAUACUGGAUUGGAUAUAUUUUCCAGUACUUGAUUCGGCUAUUAGAUUAGAGGUUGUGUUACGUUUAGUCCAAUAAUCCAUAAGCUGAGUGUGGUCCAAAGAAGGGAAGGAAAAGAGAGGUUUCUUAAUCUAGUAUGGUUUAAGAGAAGACAAGAGAAAUGUAAACUUGUGUUGAUGAGAAAUAAUUGGUAGGUAUUUCACUAUUUUGUCAUCGCAAAUACCUACCUAAAAGCAAGCUACGCCUCAAAUGGGAGCAAGUGUAAGGGAGAAAAAGCAUUAGCAGGUUGAACAUGUAAUUGGAGGGACAAUGAUGUGCCUCCCGAAAUAGGUCAAAACUGUUAUAAAAUUUACGAGAGCUUCUGAAAAAUGUUAGAACAAAUAUAGAAAGGAUUGAGAGCAACACGGUGAGAGAAAAGAGAAGGCUAAAAGAAAGAGAGUGUCCAGGAACAAAUCUUUUCUGCAAGUUGUUUUCCUUCCUCAAAUGUCUAAAAUAAGUAUUUAUGCUGUGUAAUGGCUAAAGUAUUAGUUAUUUUUAU
This is a messenger RNA of Glycine soja, 2178 nucleotides long. RefSeq names its product protein DEFECTIVE IN MERISTEM SILENCING 3. Bases 171 to 1520 code for a protein of 449 amino acids. Lineage: Eukaryota; Viridiplantae; Streptophyta; Magnoliopsida; Fabales; Fabaceae. The record is from RefSeq and is a predicted model, not a curated record. The transcript has 8 exons.